Molecule: messenger RNA, 3379 nt
Organism: Andrographis paniculata
Lineage: Eukaryota; Viridiplantae; Streptophyta; Magnoliopsida; Lamiales; Acanthaceae
Exons: 8
Coding region: 304-3234 (976 amino acids)
Source: RefSeq, a predicted model, not a curated record
CGAGAAUUGAACUCGGGACCUCUCGCACCCUAAGCGAGAAUCAUACCACUAGACCAAAUGCCCAUACAUCUUUUACAAUUUAAACUAAAUAUAUUUAAAUAUUAAACAUAGUGUUCAAAUCCUAACUUUGGUUCCCUCCAAAACUUGCUUCGUACUGAUCAUUUUCCGGUGUUUGGGGCUUCCUUCCAUUCUCACAAACCCACUCUCUACCUUCACAUCUUCCACACCACUUCUUGUUUUUGCUGCUUCUGUUCCAAUCCGCAGACGUUUGGACGCUGCUCUCUACUCCGGUCCUAGUUCUUAAUGGAUAGGUCGAACUUCACUACGCCCUCUGCUGACACGUUUUCACGUGAAAGCCCUAUUGCAGAAUCCCGAUUUCUGAACCUUGAUAUGGACAAUGAGGUUGUGGAUUUAUGCGAAUCUGCCUUGCAUACAGAAGGAGACUUGGAGAAACUAGUUGUGCUUGAUAGUGACGACGAAGGAGAAGGAGGUGAGAAAGUUGUGGUGCUUGAUAGUGAUGACGAAGUUAAUGGGGAAUAUGUUCCUGUCACUGGGAGAUUUUCUGGCAGGGGUGCCAUACGCUUGCUGAAACAGCAACAAGGUCAUGCUGGGUUUUUCAGGAGACAUGGUUACAAGUUCGGUGAACAUGUGCCAUUAAAUCUUGAUCCAGCUAUAGGUGUUGCAUAUGAUGAUCUAAGCAAUGCUGAGACCACCCUUCUGUGCACUGAUAGCUUUGAGGAGUGCCAUGUUGUUAUGGACAGUUUAAUGCCGACAUCAACGGAUCAAGAAAAUGCAGAUGAAGUCAUCUUGGAUGCAAAGUACCUUGAUACAGCCAGAGGAAGUCUGCCCGCAUAUUCCCAUGAGUUAAUAUCCUUGAAUACUGGGAAGGAUUUAAAACAGGGCUGUGAGUUUACAGAGCUUAAGUGCUUAGAAUCUCCAGAGCCAUCAGAAUCUCCUGACAAGGUCCUGGACUUUGUGGAACAUUACCUAUCUGUUAGUGAUUUAGGUUUACAUGAACCUGCUGAACCUACUAGAAAGAGUAACAGGAUGAAAUCACCUCCUCCAUUGUGGUCUAGAGGUUCUCAAAGUUUGGCAAGGAGAAUGAACUGUGAGUUAUCUGAUUGCAAGUAUUUGGCUUAUAACUGGGAUACAAACCAAUUUGAGAAUCAAACUUCUGGCCAUGACAACUUGCAUAAGAAGAUGGUAACAAGUUUCCAGUCAAUGGAGAAGUGCCCUGGAGAAAAUGACUUGGAUGCAAAUCUAUUGAACUCCAAGGACAUCAAUAAGUUAUGUUCUGGAGUCAAAUAUGAUCUGCUUGGGUUGAAUGAACAAUUAGACAAUGGAUUAUCUAAGCCAAAUGUUGAAAUAUGUGAACAAUUGAAGCUUACUCCUGAUUCAUUAGAUUUUGGCCUAGACACUCAAAUUGCUGCUGAAGCUAUGGAAGCACUUGUACAUGCCACUCCUGCUUUUGAUGCCGGUUUUGGUCCUCAAGGUUCAGACAGCAUACCUAAGAUCCAUUUUAAUGCUGCAUUUGAGAAUAGUAUAUUGCAUAAUGUGUCAUAUCCUGAGGAGGCCUUUGUAGGUUGGAGAUGCAAAGCAAAACGCUCGAGGUGUAUCAAGAUUCCUCGUUGUGUCCUGUUAAAAAAUGGAUGCUGCUCGGACAAAAACCAACCAGAGACCCCAAGUGACACUGUUGUUCAGUUUCCUGCAAGAAAAAGAUUGAGGACCAAUAAUCUGAGGAUUAUGAAAGACUUACAUUGUGGAAACAGAGUUGACACUAGUAAUCGCAAAUGUAGAGGACCUCGCGGAAUCACCUUAAAGCAACAGGAGUAUGGUUAUACUGAAAGAGAUGGCUUUAAAGAUUUUCAGAGACACCAUACUCGAUAUAACAGAAGAUCAAAAGAAGCUACACAUGUGACGAAGCCAAAUUCCCCCCCAAAACAAAGAAAGAUGAUUGGUUUAUUAUAUGGUGAGGCUGGCCGGAAUUGCUUGCAAUUUAACUGUGUAUCAUCGUUUGGUGUAAAACUGAAUUCAGAAGAAAGGACUCUUUCAAAGCCGAAAUGGCUGGCCUAUCCAAAAGGGAAAAGAACACGUCAAUAUGCUCCAUGCCAUUUACUUGGAUCAAGAACCCCAUGUUCUCCAAGUGCAGAAAUUGAGAGUGAUGUCAACAUAAGUUCUAUAAAAAAUGAGGAAGUACACAAGAGGAUGGAUAAAAAUUUAGUCUAUACAAGACGGCGUAAAUCCUCGGUCACUGAUUCAUGUUCUCCAUCAGUUAGUGAUAGUCCAUUCUCCGACAAAAUAGUGAUAACUUCCAUUGAAUGUGAUACACCCAAAUCAGCGCUGCAAUGGGAAAAAUCACAUGGUUUGCAACCUUAUCCUCUUGGUGGAUCGGGUAAUAUGAAGUCAAAUGAACACAUGAUGGGAUUACCAAUAUUUGGGAGUGGUAGCCAUAUGAAGCAACCUUGCAACUAUUUAUCAAAAUCCUCCCUAUCAAAGGAGCUCACAAGAUUGGGUUACACUGAAUCACUGCCUGCUUUCCUGCCAAAAGAUUCAAGAAGGAGAAGAGCUAUGGACAAGGUUUGCAUAUUGUUCAGCCAAAACUUAAAGCCAAACAUACUCAAGCAGCAGAAAAAGAUUGUGUCAAGGUUAGGGCUUCCCGUUGCAUCAUGUUGUGCUGAUGCGACACAUUUUGUUGCGGAUGCAUUUGUUAGAACAAGGAAUAUGUUGGAAGCCAUUGCUCUUGGCAAACCUGUGGUGACACACUCAUGGCUUGAGAGCUGUGAUCAAGCUGGCUACAUGGUUGACGAAAAGAAUUACAUUCUCAGGGAUGAGAAGAAGGAAAAAGAAAUUAGAUUCAACAUGUCUGUUUCGCUCACUCAUGCGUGCCAGCAGCCACUUUUAAAGGACCGUACAAUCUUGAUGACCCCCAAUGUGAAACCAAGUAUGGAUGUGAUAACUGGCUUGGUCAAGGCUGUUUGCGGGCAGACUUAUAUGCCAUGGUGGAAUGAUCCUCAGACAGUCCGAAUUAUGCUGGAAGCCCAAACAAAGGAUAAGGCAAUUCCUGAUGGUUUGAUAGUUCUCUCCUGUGAAGAAGAUUUCAGAUUUUGUAUCCCUUUCCUGGAGAAGGGUGUUCCCAUCUAUGACUCCGAGCUUCUGUUGAAUGGAAUUGUUACUCAGAAGCUGGAAUACAAGAGGUUUGAGCUUUUCAAAAAGUUCAUCACCAAAGACAGAUGAUGAGGCCUGGCCUGGAAGAGGAAUAUAAUCUGACCUGAUCUGAUUCCAUUCCAUGAAUUGGUAAAUGGUAAUUAAUCUGGAACCCAUCUUUUGCACUUAAUUGUGUUCUACUACUAUGUGGACUGUCUUUCUCUUGUCUUGUCUU